AUUGGCUUUGGGGCGGGAGCUCCGAGGCUAGGGGGAAAGAGAAGGGAUCAGGAGCGGGAGCUGAGGGGAGGGAGAGGCCGGUCCGGGUCUGGCCGCUGCCGCUGCUCCCCCGAGGUCUUCAGGCCGGGCUGCAGCUCCGUCCUCCGUUCCUGGGCACCGUCUGCGAGGCUCCACCGGGCCAGCGUGGGAGAGCCGCGGGCGGCGGCCGCCGCAUCAUGUCAGCCAAGGACGAGCGGGCCAGGGAGAUCCUGAGGGGCUUCAAACUAAAUUGGAUGAACCUCCGGGAUGCUGAGACAGGGAAGAUACUGUGGCAAGGAACAGAAGACCUGUCAGUCCCUGGAGUGGAGCAUGAAGCCCGCGUUCCCAAGAAAAUCCUCAAGUGCAAGGCAGUGUCUCGAGAAUUGAACUUCUCUUCAGCAGAGCAAAUGGAAAAAUUCCGCCUGGAACAGAAAGUUUACUUCAAAGGGCAAUGCCUAGAAGAAUGGUUCUUCGAGUUUGGCUUUGUGAUCCCAAACUCCACCAACACCUGGCAGUCCCUGAUAGAGGCAGCACCCGAGUCCCAGAUGAUGCCCGCCAGCGUGCUAACUGGGAAUGUUAUCAUAGAGACAAAGUUUUUUGACGACGAUCUUCUUGUAAGCACAUCCAGAGUGAGACUUUUCUACGUUUGAGAGAAGAAUGUGUGUGCAUUUCAAGAAUUUGGGUUUUGGGGGGAAAAGGAGGAAACCGUUUACUUUUUUCCUCCACACAUUUGAUUUUUGACACUUCUACCCCUAAUUCCUUGUCCGGCAAAACCCACCUGCGGCCACCAGGGGACCAGUUCUGUGUAGGUAACCAGAUGGCUGUUUCCUCCCAACCUGCCAUCUUCCACUGACCAGACUCAACUCCCAACCCCAGACCAGGGCAGAGGGUGAGCCUUGACUCCUUCCCAGGGUGACACAGGGACAGACGCUUACCACGAGAGCCGAGGCUCUUCCCACCCCCUCCCUGCCUCCUCCUUGGGCCCUGCAGGCAACACAUCUUCCUUUGGCCCCUGGUUUUGGAAAAAUUCAUAUUUCCUGACCUAUGUUUAGUUUUUUUCCUACCAUUUCUAUUUCAUACAUUCUCAUACAUUUAACUUGUAAAAUAGACUGUGAUAUUAUUAUUACGUAAUGAAUUAAAACAUAUGAAUUAAAAUA
This is a messenger RNA of Ailuropoda melanoleuca (giant panda), 1175 nucleotides long. RefSeq names its product phosphodiesterase 6D (gene PDE6D). Gene Ontology annotation, biological process: sensory perception of light stimulus. The transcript is spliced from 5 exons. NCBI's taxonomy places the organism in Eukaryota, Metazoa, Chordata, Mammalia, Carnivora, Ursidae. Bases 216 to 668 code for a protein of 150 amino acids. Gene Ontology annotation, cellular component: cytoplasm. The record is from RefSeq and is a predicted model, not a curated record.